AUGGCAAUGUCUUCAAACCCAGCGAUGCAGGUGCACCCAGGCCGUGGGCUUGGUUUCCUCGUCUUAGGAGCUUCGUUGCACGAUGUCUUGACGCGACUGAAAGCCCAAGUACAGGUUUACCCUAGCAUAGACGUCUCCCUAUUCGCCGUCCAAGCCUCUUGCUGCCCCUGUCAUACUGAAUCUACCUCCGAAUGGCAUUCGUCUACGAUUCGAUGGACCUGA
Molecule: messenger RNA, 222 nt
Organism: Letharia columbiana
Lineage: Eukaryota; Fungi; Ascomycota; Lecanoromycetes; Lecanorales; Parmeliaceae
Exons: 2
Coding region: 1-222 (73 amino acids)
Source: RefSeq, a predicted model, not a curated record